Monoraphidium neglectum is the source of this 1604-nucleotide messenger RNA. RefSeq lists its product as hypothetical. The annotation marks the transcript as partial. The record is from RefSeq and is a predicted model, not a curated record. The transcript is spliced from 8 exons. Lineage: Eukaryota; Viridiplantae; Chlorophyta; Chlorophyceae; Sphaeropleales; Selenastraceae.
UCAGCCUCGAGCCUUGGGAGGACGGCUUCGCCGCCGCAGAGGGGCAGGCGGCACCUCGCCAGGCGGCCGGGGCCGCGCCGCCCGCCGCCGCGCCUGCGGCGAGGGCUGGUGUGGCGGGGCAGGAGCGAAGCUUGGGGCAGCCGCGUCCCGAGCAAUGGGACGACGCUGUGUCUGCAGACGACGGCCUGGUGCAUGCCGCCGACGCCGCUGGCGCCGCGUUGGAUGGAGUGCCUGCGGCGGCGGCGGCGGCGGCUCCGGCUGGUGUGUAUGCGUGGCCGCCGGGGACUGCGGCGGCGCAGGCCGGCGGCGGGGCGGCGGGAGGCAGCACGGCCGGCAACGCUGACGAGGACGUCCCGAGCUCUGAGGAGCUGAGCCAGCUGCUGACCGGCUGCGGCUUCGCGCCGCUCGCGCCGGCCGGCGGCGAGGCGGGCGCGGACGCGUCCGUGCGGCUCGCGCUCGCGUCGGUGCUGGCUCAGUACCGCCAGCGCGCGGCGCUGCUGUCGCAGCUGCUCUCCGAGCGGCGAGAGGCGCAGCGCGGCGCCGCCAGGGGCGCCGGGGACGCGGGGCGGGCGGAGCAGGAGCGGGAUGCGGCGCUGCGGGAGGCGCGGAUCGCAAAGGCCGCGCUGCAGGAGUACUCGGCGCACGAGGGCGCGCAGAUGCAGGCGCGGCACAGGGAGGCGGAGGCCAAGCUUGCGUCGGAGGUGUCGCGCCUCAAGUUUGCGCUGAAGGAAGCUGAGGCGCAGCUGUCAUCGGCGCGCGCGGGCGCGGCCGGCGCGGCCGGCGCGGGCGACGCGGCGGCGGCGCAGCUGCGGGACGCGCACCGCACGGCGCAGAGGCACCGAGACGAGGCGGAGCGCGCCGCCUCUGAGGUGGCCCGGCAGAAGGCCCUCAUUGCUGAUCUGGAGCGCGCCGCCGCCGCCGCGCGCGCGGAGGCCCGGCAGAGUGGCGAGCGCGCUGCCCAGGCUGCGAAGGAGCUGGCGGCGCUGCAGAGGCAGCGGGACGAGGACGUGGCCACAUUGACAGCGGAGGCGGGGCGGCUGCGGGCCAGGGUGCGCGACGCGGAGCAAGACCUCGUCGCGGCAAAGGCGGAGCUGCAGGCGCGCGCGGAGGCGGCCGCGGCGGAGCUGUCGCGCGCCUUGGCGGGGGAGCGGGCGGCGCACCAAGAGGAGGUGUCGCGGCUGCUGUCGGAACUGCAGCGCCACAGGCAGCAGGUGUCGGAGCUGCAGCUGGCUGAGUCAGCGGCGCGCGCCGCCGCGAAGGCCGAGGGCGCCGCCGCGGCCGCCGGCGGCCGGCAGCUUUCGCAGCAGCAGCGGCAGACGGCGGCGGACGCGGCGCGGGCGGCCGCGGAAUUGGCGCGGCUGCGGGAGACCGUCAGGCAGCUCGAAGAGGAGGGCCUCGCGCGCGCCCGCCUGCUCGACGCCGCGUCCUCCCGGCUGGCUGCCGCGGAGGCCGCCGCCGAGCGCGAGCACGGCGCCGCCGACGCGGCGCGGCGGGAGGGCGAGCAGGCGCGGGAGGCGGCGCGGGCGCAGGCGCAGCUGCUGUCGGAGGAGGCUGCGGGGCUGCGGCGGCAGGUGGGGGGGCGGGGCCGGGGUGCUUAUGUUUGA